CGUGACCACAGAGUUCGCCAGCCGCCAGGUGCGACUAGUGAGUGGUUGGUUGGUGGGUGGGUGCGGCGUGCGGCUCUGAUAAGUCGUAGGUUACGUCUUCUCUGCAGCGAGCAACAGGUCAGCACAGCAGACCUUGUGUUCCGCCGACCUUGCUGCACACGACGUUACGCAGGACCCAGCAGAGCUCUUUUUAGGGUUCACGUAGCAGACUCAAGCGUGACGUGUCCUUGAACUCUGGCCCGAAGGCUGUCACACGUAUCCGCUCAUCCAGACUGGAAAAGAGCUAUAAGGACGUGUGUGUGUCUGGCUGAUCUCCCACACAUACACACACACACACACACACACACACACACACACACACACACACACACCGCCGCCAUGAAGCCUGACGCCCUCACCUUCCUCAGUGUGGCCGCCUUGCUUGGCGCGGCUUGGGGAGUGUCAGUGGGACCUGUGCACCUCCUCAACAACCAGUCUUACAUCUCCUUUGGCCUCAAGCCUUCACCAAAUAGGAGCGUUAUUCUGUGUCCCUACCAGCUGACUGCGGGGGAGGAGGUGCAGCGCGUGUACUGGGAGAUGUGGGACGACUUUGAACAAGUGGGUACCUAUGAGUGGCGCCCUGCUACCGGAGGACAGGCAGCCACCGGCAGACUAGAGGGCGUGGUGGAGCUGAAUCGGGAUGACGGAGAACUGGAACUGACCAAAUUGAGGUACGACCUGGCUGGUGAUUACUUGUGCGGCGUAGAUCUCACCAACGGCCAGAGCAAGAACUCCAGCAAAGAGCAGGUGCUCAUAGUAGACAUGAGUGGAAGCAGUUCUCACAGCACGUACUUUGAUCACUGCCGUGCCGUCAAUAGCUUCACGUCGCCAGCGACAUAUCCGGAGCCCACACUGCGUGCUGGACUGUAUCUAGAAGGGUCAGAGACAUUCUACAAAGAAGUCUCUGGUAAAGACUGGAUGAAGGUCGUGCAUCCCAAUGGCUCCAUAACUUAUUCUUACGACAAAGUCAGCUUCGAGAUCGACAAGAACAGUCCCUUGGACAUUGUCUUCAAACUCAAGAUGGGCUUCACCAAGUCCGAUGGAACGUACAUUUCUAUCAGCAGCUUCUCCAGCAGCAGCCCUUCGUGGAUUGAACAUGGCUGCCCUGAUGUGAAGGAGAGGGACCACAAGGGGGUGCGCUACUUCCCGAGCCACAAUAUCGUCUGCCGCGGCGGACACAAGAACACGACCAAGGCCACAGUGACGUGCGACAGCGGCUACCGGUCUGCCGGGGACGUGAGCAUCGUGGUGAUGAGGUGCAAUGGCGCGACGCGCACCUGGCAGCCGGAGAAAGGCACCACUGCCACCUUUGACGACCUCAAGUGUGUGGUGGACGAAGGAAAGGACGGAAACAAUGAAAACAACAACAACAAGGCAGUCGUCAGCACUGGAAGUCCCAGCCUGGCCUUGCUCUUCGCCUCUGUGUUUGGUGUCGUUCUUCUCUUCGGCUCCAUUCACGCUUCACAGGGAAUCCUCAAUGCUGUCACCAGUGAAACGAUGCAAGGUCCCAGAAACACAAGGGCGGAGAGGAAAUGUAGUGGAUUCAGUAGUACGGGAUCUGCCAAGGAGGUGUUGGUUGUGGCUGGAGAGGAGAGGAACCGAACAGGACAAGAAUUGCGGGCGAGACAAAACUAUUCCUACAGAACAAAGCACAGUGUGAACUCCCUGUCUGUGACCUCUGCGCUGAGGAUGGGUUUGGUGCAUCUCCCUCACGACAACCGCUACAUCAACUACACAAAAGGAGCCUCGCCCGACAACAGCCUGCUGGAGUGUGUGCACCACCUGGAUGAGGAGGAGCAGGUGGCCACGGUGUCCUGGACGCUGUGGGACACCAUGAACACCGUGGGAACCUUUGAGUGGCAUAGCGCCGAUCCUGAAGCAGCCGUAGCCACUGGGAAGCUGGAGGGUGUGGUGGCGCUGGGGCGAGACGAUGGAUUCCUGGAGCUGCUUGAUCUGAGGUACGACUUGAGCGGCGAGUAUUCCUGCGCCGUGACACUUACCAACGGGAAGAGAGUUGAGACAGCCAAGUGGGAGGUGCUCAUCGUAGAAAGUAGAUCGCAUCUGUCCAUUCUGCAUCGGUCACUCUCGGAAUGCACGUACACCACCAGCUACUCCACGCUGGCUAUGUUCCCCAAGCCCUCAGUGCGCGCCGGCCUCUACUCAGAAUCCCUGGGAGGCUUCUACAAGGAGUUGCCUGCGUCUCAGUGGCGUGUUGAGGCGUACGAGAACGGAUCUUUCACUCACUCUUACAACCAAGUGUCCUUCGAGCUCGACGCCAAGACGCCCAUGGACGUGAGUUUCUACGUAACAGUGGGAAUUAUGAAGAGUGACAGCAACUACAUCCCCGUCAGCUCAGCCAUGGACAAGCACAUCAUCCUGCACCAGCUGGGGUGUCCUGAGCCCAAGAUAGAGGCGUACCAGCAGCUGGAGUACCACCGCGACACCAUCACUUGCCGCGGGGAGCACAAGGAGGCGGAGGCCACCGCGACGUGCAAGGAAGGCUUCAAGGCAGACGGAGACGUGGAGGAAGUGUUGAUCAGAUGUAAUGAGAAGACGCUGACAUGGGUGCUGGAGGACGGAACACCGGCAAGGAGGGAGCAUCUGCGGUGUGUUAUCGACGGCGCCUCCAGUACCGCCUCAGUUUCCGCUGUGCUGCUCUGCGUCGCCCUCGUCUUCCAAAGGCUCCUGCUCCUCUAGGCGGCAAGACGCGGUGGGAUACAGCAGGAGAAAGACUUCGUUCAUGCCACAGAAUCACGAAUCAGGCCAAGCGAUCGUUUUAUGUACACAGCAGAGAAUGCCUGCACGAACCUGGCCUGCUACAUCUCGGUACUUAUACUAAAUAUCUAUAUGUAACACUUACUUUAGAGUAGAGUAGCUGCACGGAAAGUAUGAUUGAUGAGUUAGACAAAUAUAGUACGUUUAUUCUUUAUGUAGAGAGCACAUUUUGCACCAAAGACGUAACUGGUUUGAACUAAGAGUUACUUAUUUGUUGUACACGCCUGGUGAAUUGCAUGCCGUGACCUGUUUCGUGACGCAGCUAGGAGUGCAUGUUUAUUUCAUUAUUUUGUUUCUUUCCAGUACCUUUCUGGCAGUAUUUUAUUGGGGAGUUUUGAGUCUUAUGUCCGCGUGAAUGCCAGCAGUCUUGAUUAGGUAGACAAGCGUGAAUUGUGUUGUGUCUGUGGUGAAGUCCAAAUGAGGGUCGUGUGGUGGCCAGCAAGGUGUCUGGCUGAGGCUGUGUGGCGUGAUUGUCACUCACCAGUUGUUGACGGAGGGUCGUCGUGCCGUGGUGAGUGCGCCACGCCGCACCCUCACGCGUCCUGCCGCAAAUCGUGAAAAGUUCAAAAUGUUCGUGGAAAGUUCAAAAUCAUAGAAUAUAUGUAUUAUAGUUUAUUAAUAAAGGUUUUUUUUACAUUUU
This is a messenger RNA of Portunus trituberculatus (swimming crab), 3454 nucleotides long. RefSeq lists its product as uncharacterized. The transcript has 20 exons. Lineage: Eukaryota; Metazoa; Arthropoda; Malacostraca; Decapoda; Portunidae. The record is from RefSeq and is a predicted model, not a curated record. Bases 379 to 2736 code for a protein of 785 amino acids.